AUGGCUGGAAUGGAUGGAGGAGUGGCGGCUAAGGGUAUAAGGAUGAUGGUGGCUGCGGCAAGGAAUGGGAAUAUAGGGUUGGAUGAAUUUCUGAAUUGUGGAGAGGUAUCCAAUUUGUUGGAAAGCAACUCUGAAUCAAGCUGGGGUAACAAGUUCGGCAUGUUUCUCCUACCUAUAUAUUACCAUAAAAGUAGUGAUCUUGAUCCUCUAGUGUACCUCAAGAGAGCUAAGUUGGUUCUUGAUAGCUUUACCAUUUCAAAUAUACUUGGCCCGCAAGAAGCAAUUGCAAUUGGGGGAAACCUUGUAACUUACCUUAAAGUGAAUACAUGUAGCCUACCCCAGGCACUUAUAAUGCACAUGGUGAGCUAUGCUGAAAGAGCUAACUUGCAAAUUUUGGUGGCCAAAGAUAUCUUUCCGGAUACAACAUUUCUCGCAAAAUGCUUUGAAGAGGCAUUGCUUGAUAUGAAGGAAGCAGCAUCCAGCCAUGAGUAG
This is a messenger RNA of Malus domestica (apple), 492 nucleotides long. Its product is annotated as wax ester synthase/diacylglycerol acyltransferase 10-like. Gene Ontology annotation, biological process: triglyceride biosynthetic process. Gene Ontology annotation, cellular component: plasma membrane. NCBI's taxonomy places the organism in Eukaryota, Viridiplantae, Streptophyta, Magnoliopsida, Rosales, Rosaceae. The record is from RefSeq and is a predicted model, not a curated record.